AUGUUGAUUUUUCACAUAUUAUCAAGUAUAAUAUUUCGUGCAGUUAUAAUUGAAGCACGUGUAGUAUUAAUUAGUCAAACUCAUCGAUCGGAUGUAAAACAUUUUGAAUCCAAACUCGACACGAAUACAGGUUAUUGGUCACCUAGUACUAGUUCAAUUGAUUGGUGUGAACGAAAUUAUGUCGUAACGCAAUAUAUUGCUGAAUUUUGGAAUUGUAUUUCAAGCUUGGUUAUGUCUUUAUUAGCUGGAAUAUUAUUCAUUCGAGGUUUAUACAAUAAAAUUGAAAAUCGAUUUCUAUUGCUUACUUUAUCUUUUGGUAUUGUCGGAUUCGGUUCUGCUUAUUUUCAUGGUACACUCACACAUUUAGGUCAAAUGGCGGAUGAACUUCCUAUGGUCUAUUCAAUGAUUAUCUCUUGGUUUAUUCUCUUUAGAAUGGAUAAAUUCAAUAAAUUAAAAGAUAAAACUUAUGCAUUUGACUUAGCAAUCGUAUUUGGAAUAUUUUAUGCAGUUUUAUGGACUUAUUUGCACAGUUUACAAACAUUUGUCAUCCUUUUUCAAGUACAUUUUACAUUGAUGGUGUUAGGAGCAAUUAUAAAAAUGAUUUUUUUAUAUCGACAAACACAACAUCAUACAAAUUCUGUCAUGUAUUUAAUCAUGAUAUAUGCUGGUUUAAUAGUUCCGGCUUUGACAUGUUGGAUUAUUGAUCAACAGUUAUGUGAACAAAUGAAUAGUAUAGGUGGAUUUAAUCCACAAUUGCAUGCUUGGUGGCAUAUAAUUUGUGCCAUUGACUCUCAUGUGGGAAUUAUAUGUAUCGAAGCGAUGCGUCUUUUAUCGAUAAAAUAUCAACAGCAUCAAGUAAAACAUGUUCAAUUCUCAAAAGAAAUAUUUCAACCGAAAGAUCAUUUGCAUAUCGUCUUUUAUUUUGGAUUACCUUUCGUAGAUUAUUCUAAUGCUAAACAGAUGAAAGAAGUCAAAAAUCAGUGA
This is a messenger RNA of Rotaria sp. Silwood2, 984 nucleotides long. Lineage: Eukaryota; Metazoa; Rotifera; Eurotatoria; Philodinida; Philodinidae. The record is from the annotation of a GenBank genome assembly.